Branchiostoma floridae (Florida lancelet) is the source of this 4895-nucleotide messenger RNA. Its product is annotated as coiled-coil domain-containing protein 191-like. NCBI's taxonomy places the organism in Eukaryota, Metazoa, Chordata, Leptocardii, Amphioxiformes, Branchiostomatidae. The transcript is spliced from 18 exons. Gene Ontology annotation, molecular function: phosphatase binding. The coding region runs from base 171 to 3083 and encodes 970 amino acids. The record is from RefSeq and is a predicted model, not a curated record.
GUGAGUUCUCGCGAGAUGUGUGUAGCAACGUGAGUUGACGAAAACAAUAUGGCGGACGCCAGGUGAAAAGAAAUAGUUUUGUUUACAAAGUAGCGUAAAACAACAUCUGAACGGCAACCGCCAGUAUAUGUGACAGACAUAGAGCGACUGUAAGGGUACACCGGGUAGAUAUGGCACAGAGUAACUCGAGUUUGUUCCGAUGGAGACGGAGGACAGAGAAGUUUCCCUCUCAGGCUACCACCGGUGAGAGUUCUGGGACUCUCUCCAAACAGAGUCUGACAGCGGCGGAUGAUGUUCAAGACUGGAUAAAGAAAGUCCAGAAGGCGUCUGACCGAGCAGCUGUCGCAGCCUUAGGCCCGCGGGCAGCUGGCAGGACCAAUGGCUAUGCAGCAGCCCUGGAGACGGUCGACCAACUCAGGGAACAUGAUGCAACUUAUAAUGAAGCCCAAGAGCUGCUGAACACAUGGAUGAGUGAGAAGGUGAACCUGGAGUUUGAUGUGGAUGAUGAGGACUGGUCAGAAGUUCCGUCUGCCAAGGCCACGGCCGGGAACUCCCCGGCACACGGCAUGCUGGACAGCCUACUGGAGGAGAACUACACCUUCACUGAUGACAUGACAGAUGGGUCGGCAUCACAGAGGGCUAGAGAUUUCUACAGCCGUAUUGAGGAUGAUGACGAUGACUCGGCGGUACAGCAGAUCCUGUCAGGUAUGAUGGACCUGGAGGUGCUGGAUGACUCCACCCUGAGGGAGCUGGAGGCAGCGGAGGACUCCAGGCCCAGGAAGGACCCCACCAUGACCAUGGAGAUGAGACACAGGAAGGUGAAAGAGGCCAGGGACAGAAGACAGAGAGAACUUGAACAAAAGAGGAGACAGAAGCAAAGAAAAAAAGAUGCAAAGUUCCAGGCAGCCCAGAUGGUGCUCCGUGAAGAGCGAGAGAAGGCCCUGCGCGCCAAGCGUGAGGAGGAAGAGAUCCAGCACAUCAUGGCACACAUGAGGAAGGAGAUGUACGAACAACAGAGACUGGAGAUGGAGGCCAGGGAAAAGGAACGACAGAUGAAAGAGGCUGAAGAAGCCCGAUUGUUGGAACAGCGACAGAGACAACGUGAGGACCUGGACUCUGAAUACCUCAGACAUUGGCAGAAAGAAGAGGAGGAUAGGCUGAGACAGUUGAGCAAAAAUGCUGAGGUGGAGACUUUACGGAGGAGACACAAUCUCAGGUGUUUACAAAGGCACUUCUCAGCCUGGUACCGGUUGAUUGUGGCCAGAAGAGUUCAGUACGGCAAGGCCAGAGCCAUGGCUGACUGGAAGGCAACACUGCGAGCCUGGAACGCAUGGAGAACAUAUGUACUGUCCAAGAAGACUGACAAAGAAACAAGAAGAUAUCAGCGAGACCUGAUAGACAUGCAAAGGAAGAAGCAGGCAGCCGUGGAACAUGACCGGAGACGUGUGCUGCAGCGCUGCCUGCAGGCCUGGGUACUGUAUGUACACUGGGAACAGGACAGGAGGGAGCUGGGCAGGAAACAGGAGGAGACCAGGAGUAAGAUGUCAGCCCUGCUGGAGGCUGCUGCCUCAGGGAAGCUGUGGUCAGCCAGGGGAGACGAGGAGGGGGACAGUACCAGUGGGAGGGGAGGGGUCAGGUCAGACACGCUGGAGAACGGUCAGGCAAGAGUGGAUGAGCUGUUUGAUGAGCCUGUGAAGAGACAAGCAUCAGCACCUCUAGUUCGUACGGACAGAAGUGAACCCGCGUCUUCAAGGUCAGAAAAGGACAAAGGGAAACACGCCAGGCGGCUGGCCAAACCCACCGAACCAUGGCAGGUGAACAAGAAACACCUGGGCCUCAGUAACAAUGCCUUAGCCCAUCUGACACAGAUGGAGAUAGCCAAUCAGGACAAACAGGAGAAGGAGAGACUAACCCAGCCAAAGAAGCCAUACGUUCCCAACACUUAUGAACAUCGCUACACCCACCAACAGCAGGCCUUGGAGGAACAGAAAAAACAAAUCAAGGAGCAGAAAAGACUGAUUGAAGAGUUGCAGGAGCAGCAGAGGCUCAUCAUGUGCCAACAGGAUGUGCAGAAGGCAACAGCAGCUAGGGAAGCCAUCGAGGAGGCCAUUGCAGGUCAGGGGUUAAAGGGCAAGAGGCCUAGGUCAAGACCAGACUCAGCACGGAGCGACAGCACUGAUGCAUCAUCUGCAAUGUCUCAGACAGACACAUGUGUGUCAGGUCCUUCUACAGCUGUGUCUAGAAACUCCUCUUCCUCAAAGACUAGGUCUAACUCUAAAGCUCUGAUGGAUGCAGAUCCGAUUGUGAAAAAAAUGGAAGAGCGUGCAGCCCUACGUGAGGAGAAGAAGCGUCAGAUUGAGGAGAGGAAGAGGAGGAAGGAGGAGGAGAGAGUUCUCCGUCUGCAGGCAGAGGAGGAGGCUAAGAGACAGGCGGAGGAGGAGGAGAAGAGGGCGCGGCUGGAGAGGAUCAGGGAAGAGAAGAGGCUGAUGAAACAGCGUGAGCUGGAGAAGCAGGAGAGGCUGGAGCGACAGGUGCAGCAGAACGCCACGGCAGACCAACACUACAGGAACAGUCUACUCAGGAACCAGGGGUGGGCACCAUGGAGGAGACUGGUGAACCAGUCUCGCCACAACAUGCAGGUUGCUGUUGACCACCAUACGGAGGAGCUGUUGAGAUGCUGCCUGGUCCCCUGGUAUGACUACACACAGGAGGUCCUACAGCACAAGGCAGACAUGGCCACCGAGUUCUGUAACUUCAUCACAGUCAGGAGGUGCUUCAGGUCAUGGAGGAGGUAUGGCCAGCAUCAGUCCAUCCUGGAGGCGCGUGCAGAGAGACAUCGGCAGCUGAGGAUGAGGGUAACAUGCCCCUUGCUCCGCCCAACCCCCAGACGUGUGCAAAGGAAAGCGUUCCGUGCGUGGCAGCAGCUGCCUGUCCUGGCCAGGAAGGACCGUGAGAGGGAGCGGCGGAGGACGGAGAUGAGGAAAAAGGUGGCCAACAUCCUGCCUGACUUCCAGGGUCUCCAGCUGGCAGAGGACAAGGAAGACUUUACCUGUUCUCUGGGCAACAUCAAGAUGAAGCUGUAAUGGAUAAGACAAUUCUCUGUACACAACAAGUGUUUUGAUGAUGUUUUGAUGCCCAUUCGUCACUUUCCUCAUCUUUCACUUUACAUUGCAGUUAGUGUUGGUGCAGUGUGAAGUACUGGUACAUCUCGUCAGUAUUGCCCAGAGGAAGGUGAAACAUGAUCACCAGAAGGUCUGACAGAAAUUAAAUCUUUGGUUGUGUACAAAGAACUGUGGUAUCCAGUGGUUUACCAACCUGAUGAAACUAUGAUCACAGAUGAUACUCCAAUGUUCAGUAUUGUGGCAGCUUGAUUGGGUGGGGGGAGGAUUCCUGAUGUAACAUCCUCUAAGACAAUGAUUAGACUUCUGCAACAGCAUCAUCACUUUGUGACUAAAAAGCUGUGAUUCCAUCAUGUGGAAAUAGAGAACAACUGGGUUUUCUGUUUUAAUGAAUGACUAAGUAGUUAGGAUGAUAAGAAAUGUAAGUGACCUGUUUUGUUGUGCUGUGAGUUGAUACAACACUCCAAAGUAUUUUUUUUUGUUGCAAAUGCUGCUCUAAACUUAUGUUCCAACAUAUUGUUGUAAGAUAUUUUUACUACAAGAGUGACCAACUUCUGACACAACACUUGUAAAUAGUACAUUGAUUUUAGACUGUAGCAUUGUGCCUUAUUACUAAGUGUAGAAAUCCCAGCACAUUGACAGUCAACUUUGACAGAUAAACAAAUAUGCAAUGUAUGUUGGUAACUUAGAAAAGGAUAAAGAAAUUUGAAUUCUUAAGUCUUUAAAUCCAUUGGCAACAGAUAUUUGUUUUAUACUAUUUUAAGAUGUUAAAAGAUUCAAUUGAGCCAGGUUUUUGAUGACCUUUUCUUCUGUGCUAUGAUCUCAGGUCAUGUAAUUGUCCUCGCUGUUCACUUUUUCAGAAUUGUUUGAAUACUAUUCCUAAAAUGAGGUCAUUUGCCGUGGCUUGUUGUAUUUCUUACUGUAAAGAGGCAAAUUUUAGGAAGAGGUACAAAGGGACAUUACCAGCUUUAACCAAGUACAUGAGCAUUGUCUUGAUAAUACACCACACACAACAUGACACUAUACAUCUUGUACAAGCAGAUUUAUUAUUUUUCAAAACCUGCUUUAUCAAGUUCACAUGCAUGUUGGGACAGACUGGUAACACUGGAUCCAAGGUUCAUUGGUUCUGAAUGACAGGAGUUACAUUUUGUAAUAUUUAACAUCAGCUUCAGGGUACAUUGUAUCCAUCAUUUGUGACUCAUUCAUUAUUUCUCAAUAUCAGCGUAUCUGAGCUUCAAAGAAAGGGAAUCUCACCAAAUUUCUCUCACUGUAGGGUACAACCUACUAAGCAUGAUCAUGCUGGAUUAUCUCUCAGUAGCAAAGGUCUUAACAGAAGCAAAAAUGACGCUUCUUGCCCAUAAUCCUAUCCCUUAAGGUUCAAUAACAAUGUUACACAACCAUGACGUUCAUCAUCUAAAUUUGUAUAUUCAAAAAAAGGUGGUCGUGAUUCUGCAUUCAAUUACUGAUUGCUUGAUUCAACUCAGCAGAGCAAUUAUUUCCUCUUCAUAUAAAAUAUCAUUCACAUCACUUAGCUCUAUCAAACUCCGCUUUGACAAAUAUAUUACAGAAAACACAUUGUACAGAAAACACAAGUCAGUGCCUCUAAGAGAAGAUCCCUAUGUGACACCAGAAGUUACUGGAUUGUAUUCCUCAGCAGCUGAUUUGUAUGGUCUGUCUCUUGACCAAGUGCAACAAGCAAUGUUCUGUUCCAAAUGGUUAACUGAACAACUAAAGAGAAAAACUCAAAUGAAAGAAAUCUAGUACCUGUCCUCUCUG